AGACCCCAGUUCUCUUCCUCUCAUUUUGCUAUCGUACUCGUACAAUCUUCCGAGUCACAAUGUCCAUAGUACUACACCGAAGAGGAGGCUUGGACCUCACGAACAGGUGGGAAGAUAGCAAAGAGCCUGUCAUCACCACAGAUUAGAGCAACGAACUUACCAAGACCAUUUGCAUCUCAACAGGGUUCAAGACAAUACAAGUAGUCGUAGGUAAGACGGUCUACAAACCUGGAGAUGUUACUUACAAGAUAUAUACGGCUGUCAACGGAGAACGCCGAAAGAUGGAACUGCGACCUUAUGCAAUGCCGAUCAUAUAAAGACUUGGUAUCUUUAAUCCAAGAGCAUGGUGGCGACGAUACUUCACGGGCACUGACAUUGCUUCUCUCCUAUGAACAUGCCAGAUGGUGGAAAACCGGUUCGGCUAGCAUCGUUGGCGAAGCUACCCUCGGAAUCGACCCCAUUCCCCACGACGCCCAGACCAUGCCGGGCAGCGUACCUGUGCCUCGAUUGAUUGUUGCCCAGUGGGAUACUCUCAGCACCAAAAUCUCGGACCAGUGGGCCCAACAACUAUUCCAAUGUCCAGAUGGACUUGUAUACAAGCUGCUGAUGUCUCAGGAACCCACAAAAAUCCACGCCGGUUAUAUCGCGUUGCGUGUCUUGGUAGACGGAAGCUUGUGGGUUGUAGAGGAUCAACGCAGAUGCGGUAAAGAACACUCGACAGAGGGAUAUCCCGUUCCCGAAGCCAUCAAUACGAUUGAGGAUGGCCUGAAUGAGCUAUUAUUUGUCUUCGCUACUUCGUGUAAGAAGGUGGGAUUCGAGGCUAUCUAUAGGGAGUUAGACCAGACAGCACGGGAGUAUCACGACAAGCUGAUGACUACAGACGCCGACCCUGGAUACAGUGACGCGUCUCUAGAUUGGCUUCCAUCACUCCAGAAGCUCUGCGAGACUAAGUGGAAACGACGAAACUUCUCAAAGGAGUGACCACCAAGUAUCAAGCAAGGGGAUCUGCCUUGUAACGAAAGUACGAGCAUUAUCUUUGAGAUAGUGUGAGACCUUAGCAUAGUUAGAC
This is a messenger RNA of Hypoxylon trugodes, 1069 nucleotides long. RefSeq lists its product as uncharacterized. The record is from RefSeq and is a predicted model, not a curated record. NCBI's taxonomy places the organism in Eukaryota, Fungi, Ascomycota, Sordariomycetes, Xylariales, Hypoxylaceae. The transcript is spliced from 3 exons. The coding region runs from base 235 to 981 and encodes 248 amino acids.